This is a messenger RNA of Rhinichthys klamathensis goyatoka, 1684 nucleotides long. Its product is annotated as cytochrome P450 2J4-like. The coding region runs from base 74 to 1567 and encodes 497 amino acids. Gene Ontology annotation, biological process: xenobiotic metabolic process. The transcript has 10 exons. Lineage: Eukaryota; Metazoa; Chordata; Actinopteri; Cypriniformes; Leuciscidae. The record is from RefSeq and is a predicted model, not a curated record. Gene Ontology annotation, molecular function: oxidoreductase activity, acting on paired donors, with incorporation or reduction of molecular oxygen, reduced flavin or flavoprotein as one donor, and incorporation of one atom of oxygen; heme binding; iron ion binding. Gene Ontology annotation, cellular component: intracellular membrane-bounded organelle; cytoplasm.
CUCCUACAGUUUUGGCUGUACGCUUAUUUCCACGACCGUCCAUAGUUUGAUAAAUAAACAUCAUUCUCGAAGCAUGGCGUCAGUGUUGUCACAGCUGAUGGGUCAGUGGAUGGAUGUUCAGGGACUCCUGAUAUUUCUGUGUGUGCUGCUGUUGGUGAAACACCUGCGAGAUGUUCAGUCAAAGAACAUGCCGCCAGGACCCUUCCCUCUGCCUAUCAUUGGAAACCUUAUAAAUAUAGGCUUCAGGGAUCCACUGGGUUCCUUUCAGAGGAUUGCUGAGCGUUAUGGAGAUGUGAGCACACUUUAUCUGGGAAACCAGCCCUGCAUACUGCUCACUGGAUACGAGACUUUCAAAGAGGCAUUUGUGGAACAGGCGGACAUCUUCACAGACCGGCCGCGCUUCCCUCUGAGUGACAAGCUCACUAAAGGGAAAGGUCUAUUUAUGUCAAGUGGGCACAUGUGGCGUCAACAGAGGCGUUUUGCUCUGGCAACACUGAAAUACUUUGGUGUGGGGAAGAAAACUCUAGAAAACUUCAUUCUGCAGGAGUGUCGCUGUCUCUGUGACUCUGUACAGACUGAACAAGGUUUGCCCUUUGACCCUCAGCAUCUUGUGACCAAUGCCGUGGCUAAUAUAAUCAGCGGGUUGGUGUUUGGUCACAGGUUUGAGUAUGAUGAUCAUCAGUUUCAUCUGAUGCAGAAGUAUGUGGAUGACAUGUUACAGCUUCCCAUCUCAAACUGGGGUCGGUUAUAUAAUCAGUUUCCCACCCUCAUGUCGUUGCUGCCAGGAAAACACCAGACGGCAUUCGCAGGCUUGUUUAAACUUCAGCCCUUUCUGCAGGAGGAAUUCAGAAAACACAAGGAGGAGAGAGACCCAUCCAACCCCAGAGACUACAUUGACUGUUAUCUGGAUGAAAUUGAGAAGUGUAAGGACAAUGAGGCAGAGUUCACAGAGGAGAACCUGAUGUACUGUGUGGUGGAUCUGUUUGGAGCCGGAACAGAGACCACCUCUAAUACACUCAGAUGGGCUUUACUCUUCAUGGUCAAGUAUCCAGACGUGCAAGAGAAAGUCCAAUCUGAGAUCGAUCAGGUGAUUGGACAGACACGUCAACUACAAAUGGAUGACCGAACAAAUCUGCCGUACACCUACGCUGUGAUCCAUGAAAUUCAGAGGUUUGCGAACAUUGUCACCUUUACACCUCCCAGAGUGGCCAACAAGGACACAACAGUGGGAGGACAACUCAUCCCGAAGGGUGUGAUGGUGCUGCCGUUGCUAAAGACAAUCCUACAGGAUAAGAAUGAGUACAGCACUCCAUAUGAAUUCAACCCUGCGCACUUUCUGGACGAAAAUGGCAUGUUUUUGAAAAAAGACACUUUCAUCCCUUUCUCAAUAGGUAAGAGGAUGUGUCCAGGUGAGCAGCUCGCUCGUAUGGAGCUCUUCCUCUUCUUCACGUCUCUGAUGCAGCGUUUUACCUUCCUGCCUCUGGAGGGACAAACGCUGAGUCUGAAAGGAUCUAUAAGCGUCUCGUUUGGUCCUGAACCCUUCCAGAUAUGUGCAGUGCCUCUAUAGUGAAGAUUAGAAUCAUUCAAAAAUCAGCUUCCUUACAGCAGUUCUGUUCCUGAAUCAUGUUCAAGCACCAGUGUUUAUUACAUAGGUUCUGGGCGUCAAAAUGCAGAGACAACAAAC